GCUGACUAAAUAUCGGAUUAAGAUUUUACAAUCGAAUAACUCCGCAAUGGUGAACAUUUUAUGACCUCAACACUUUUGAAAGACCAUUGUUAUUGCGAACUUAAGUAUUUAUAUAUGUUGUUUGAUUCAAUAACAAAGUAAGCAAAAUUGUAAUUUUUAACGCAUUUUUGUAUUUGGUUAAAAAGGAAAAGCUAUAGUUUUGUGUUUCGUACUUACGGAUACAUAUCAACAACAAUUUGACUGUUUGGAAGUGAAUAGUGGAACGUCUCUGUUAUAGCAAAAAAGCUGAGGAGAUAAAGUUAAAUGAUGAAACAUAAACGGACUGUCGUCUGGGCGUUACGACUGUUAUUGUGGAUCGGGUUAGGAAUAUGUUCCAUUGUGAUUCUAUAUCAAGGUUUAUUUAGUAGAAGGGACCCAGCUGUCAAGGGUGUUCAGCCAAAUAUGUUAGAAGUGAAUGCUGUCAAAUAUCAUGAGACAAAUAAAGUUGAUAUAGAAAAGGCCAUGCCAGUUUUACAACUAUCAGAAAGCGUACGCAAGGCAUGUUCUGCUGAAGUGAAACAAUCAGGUCCAUCUCGCGUUCUUUCGACUUUACAAUAUAUUCCUGGUAAAAACAUACUAUAUUGUCCCGUUGAGAAAAUUGGAACAACAUUUUGGAGAAGAGUAUUUUAUACAUUUGCAUUUAAACAUUCGAAAGACAAGUUACCGUUUGACAUCCCUGAAGAAUUGGCUCAGGAAGAGAUUAAAGAUCAUUUUUCUAAGUCUUAUUCAUCCGAUUUCCCAACUGAUUACUUUUCAUUCAUGUUUGUACGAAAUCCAUUUUCCCGCCUUUUAUCAGCGUACGUUGACAAAAUUGUUGCCCCUAAUCCGUUCUACUGGCGGCAGUUUGGUGCGCUAGCAGUUAAUAAAUACCGCCAAAAUGUUAAUAAGACAGCCGUUAGAGGUCACGACAUAAGUUUCGCUGAGUUUGUGAGAUUAGCAACUGAUAUGGAAAGCACAAAUAUGUAUAAAGAUCCUCAUAUCAAAAGUAUUGGAACUAGUUGUCAUCCGUGCCAUCACAAUUAUUCAUUCAUAGGGCGGAUGGAAAAUUUCAAGGAAGAUUCUUUAUAUGUUUUAAAGAAGAUUGAAGCGCAAAAUGAAAUGAUAAAAACACUGGAUAGUCAAUGGGACACGCUGUCUACAAAAGCAUCCAUUGAAGUUAAUAUCGAGUAUUGGUUUGACAGUAAAUCACAGAUAUCUAAAUACAUUUCAUGGGAGAAGGCGUUAAAGAGAUUUUGGCUAUAUAUGCAGAUGCGGGGUCUAAUAGAAAAAAGACUACCGCUUAAUAUAACAACAGAUAAUGUUGAAAAGAUAAGUGCUAAAGACUUUGAAAAUCUUGUGAAAGAGGCCAACAAUGCCUCAAAUAAAGCGGAGCUAAGCAAACAAAAACGUGAUGUUAAAAUAGAAGCAUUUACUAGCGUAGAACCCUCUCUUUUGAAGAAAUUUGUGUAUGUGUUUCGAAAAGAUUUUGAAUUGUACGGAUAUGAUCCAUCGCCGUCGUAUAUAUUUAAACGUGACGACACAAAAAUAACGACGAAGUUUUUCAAUUAUCCACAUUUGAACUAGUAACUAUGUCAACAAACAUAUCGAUGUACGGUAUAUCAGCUGAUGAUGAUAAACCGGAGUUUUAUCUAGAAAGGAACUAUGGUUGACUGAUUGGUAUACUCCAUCAUUUGUUUUGUCCUAUAUAUGUGAAUGCCAAUGCUUUACUCUCCAAGUUUUAUUUGACUUUUGUAUGUGACUGGCAUUAUUCCUUAUUUUGCAUUAUAUAAAUUUAAAUUGAAACUUUGAAUGGACGUUUAUAUCAAUUUUGACUUGUGAAGUCGACCAAACGUUUCAUGCAAUUAUACUGAAAAUAAAUUUUGAUACCACAGGUGAUCAGUAUAACUAUGGGAUUUUACUCACUAAAGUUGAAACAGUAUGUGCCUAUAGACCCUUAAAGAAAUCAUGAUCACAAAGCAGGAAAAAAUUGCUUUUUUCGCCGAUUCACACAUUUUUCAUUCACUAUCGUAUAUAAAUCGGUGUGAAGAGUUGAAUAAGGCAUUAUCAAGUUCAUUUCGUAGGGUGAAAUCAUUCAAUCAUCCAAGCGCCUUAUCCGGUCUAUACCGGAAUAUGGUAUUAAGUGUGGUGUUCCAACAAAUUUGUUAGUCUCACUCAUAACAAUGUGUUACUUUUAGAAAAAUGGCCAGUACAUGUGUUAAUGGCCAGAGAAGACAAAGAAAGACAAAGAGAAGACAGAGAAAACCUUGAUAUCAUGUGUAUGUAAUUAAGUUUUUUGUUUUGUUUUUUCUUUCAACUAGUUAUGUUAUUUUGUGUGUAAGUAACUUUGAAAGAAAUGUUAAUUUAGUGUUUGCUGAUAAGCAUUUACAAAAUUUAAUUUAAUAUAGCCGAUUUACUAAAGUAAAUGUGUUAAGAUUCGUUUGAAAUACUGCAUUUCUAUCGGACAAAAAUUAUUUCAAACACGAAAUAAGGUUUUAAAUAAACUCUUUAUCAUUAGCUGAGUAAGCAAACA
Messenger RNA from Ruditapes philippinarum (Manila clam), 2548 nucleotides. Its product is annotated as carbohydrate sulfotransferase 11-like. Gene Ontology annotation, molecular function: sulfotransferase activity. Gene Ontology annotation, biological process: carbohydrate biosynthetic process. Lineage: Eukaryota; Metazoa; Mollusca; Bivalvia; Venerida; Veneridae. Gene Ontology annotation, cellular component: membrane. The transcript is spliced from 4 exons. The record is from RefSeq and is a predicted model, not a curated record. The coding region runs from base 304 to 1602 and encodes 432 amino acids.